This is a messenger RNA of Ipomoea nil (Japanese morning glory), 3220 nucleotides long. Its product is annotated as probable LRR receptor-like serine/threonine-protein kinase At3g47570. Lineage: Eukaryota; Viridiplantae; Streptophyta; Magnoliopsida; Solanales; Convolvulaceae. The record is from RefSeq and is a predicted model, not a curated record. Gene Ontology annotation, biological process: protein phosphorylation. The transcript has 2 exons. Gene Ontology annotation, molecular function: protein kinase activity; ATP binding; protein binding. The coding region runs from base 113 to 3091 and encodes 992 amino acids.
AUACUCAUUCUCUCAAGCAUUAAACAAAUAGUACUUUUGCAUCCCACAAAUAUAAUACUUUCCUCCCUCAAAACAGAGAGAGAAAAAAAAAAAAAAGCUUCAAGAAAUAAUUAUGCCUUCAAAAAUGUCUUUCCUUGGAGAGCUAACUUGUUGGCACUUCCUCUUACCUUUCUCCAUUAUCUGCUCCCUUUAUUGCCACCCUUCUUUCUCCUUGUCUGCAAACGCUACAGAUCAACAUGCAUUGAUAUCAUUCAAAGAUGCUCUAAUAUCAUAUCCACUACAACUCACUGCGUCGUGGAAUGAGUCCAUCCAUUUCUGUAAAUGGGAGGGGAUAACUUGUGGCCGCAAACAUCAACGAGUUGUUAUAAUUAACUUGACGUCGAGCAAACUCCAAGGUCCAUUAUCACCCGCAAUUGGAAACCUAAGUUUUCUUAGGGAAAUCUGGCUGGAUAACAAUGGUUUUACUGGCAAAAUCCCCGAAGAGAUUGAUCGAUUAUCGCGACUACAAAUCUUGCAGCUUAGAAGCAAUUCACUUUCUGGUGAAAUACCCAAGAACAUAUCACGGUGUUCGCAUCUGAGAGUGAUUGAUUUGGGGAUGAACAAUUUAACAGGCAGGCUUCCAGUAGAGCUCCAAUCGUUGUCUAAGCUUCAAUCCCUAUUUGCCGAGCAGAACAAGCUGACAGGAGAGAUUCCUACACAGUAUGGAAACCUCUCCUCACUAAUGGUGGUUCGGAUCAUUGAAAACAAUCUACAAGGAGCGAUCCCAAACUCUCUUGGUAGGCUCAAAAACUUAAGGUCUAUCGAGCUCUGCACUAACAACCUUUCUGGCACCAUUCCUAUGUCAAUGUCCAAUUUGUCAAUAGUGGAUUUUGACCUUCAACACAAUCAACUUGAAGGAGAACUCCCUUUAAACAUGAGUGAUACAAUGAAGUUUUUUAGUGUGGGCAACAAUCGCUUUGUUGGUCAUAUACCACUUUGGCUAUCAAAUGCUCCGGGACUUCAAGUGAUUCAACUUAACAGUAACAAUUUUACUGGAGAAGUACCAAAUCUUGGAGGCUUAAAGCACUUGCAAAGACUUUUGCUUGGUGGGAACCAGCAUCUUGGAAGUGGAAAUUCUGGGGAUUUGAGGUUCGUGGCAUCCAUAACCAAUUUAACUGGUUUGCAGAUUCUAGGACUCGAGAGCUGUAAUUUUGGAGGUGAUUUUCCACCACAUAUUGGUAAUAUCUCAAAUCUCACUGUGUUUAGUAUUGGAAAUAACCACAUAACUGGGAAGAUCCCUAUGGAGAUUGGUCAACUCGUCAACUUGAGGCAGUUAUGGUUGAUGGGUAACCAGUUAAGUGGGAUUAUUCCAAACACUAUAGGAAAGCUUCCAAAUUUGUAUCAUUUGGAACUUGGGUGGAAUAAAUUGUCUGGGGAAAUUCCAACUUCAUUGGAAAACAUAACCAUGUUAAGUACCCUCUCUUUGGCUUCAAACAAUCUAGAAGGGCUUAUACCUUUUGGUCUAGCCAAUUGCAAAUUCUUAUUUGAAAUGGACCUUUAUUCAAACAAUCUUAGAGGGUACAUACCAAAAGAAAUUUUUCAUCUAGCUUCAGGACUUGUACAUGUAGACAUCUCCCACAACACUUUAACAGGUCCUCUCCCUUCAGAGAUUGGCAACUUAAAUAUGUUGACCUUUUUUAACCUUUCAAAUAAUCGCCUUUUUGGUGAAAUUCCUCUGAGAUUUAGUUCUUUAAAAAGUGUUGAAACCUUAGAUCUCUCUUCUAAUCACCUCACAGGAAAAAUCCCAGACACUCUUGCAAACCUUGGUUCAUUAACUUACCUUAAUUUGUCUCACAAUGAUCUAGAGGGGGAGGUCCCACUUCAAGGAGUUUUCACAAAAGAAAAUGGUGUUUUCCUUGAAGGCAAUAAUAAGCUAUGUGGGGGUGUUCUUGUGCUACAUUUGCCAAAAUGUUCCAUAAAACAAAAAUCCCAAAUGUCCUUAGGAUUGAAAAUAGCAAUAUCUAUUCCAUGUGUAGUUUUGGCAUUAUUAGUGUUGGUGUCUUUCUUCAUAUGCAAUUACUUGCAAAGAGGAAAAAAGAAGGAUGCUUCAUUGGAGAGCCAAAAAACAAUGGAUGCCAUACCUAUGGUGUCUUACAAGAGCCUACACAAUGCAACCAAAGGUUUCUCACAAGAAAACUUAAUUGGCUCAGGAAAGUUUAGCUCAGUGUACAAAGGCAAUCUUGAUGAACAAUGCAAUGUUGUUGCUAUAAAGGUGCUCAAACUUCAAGUGAAAGGGGCUUCUAAGAGUUUUAUAGCCGAGUGUGAUGCAUUAAGGCAGAUCAGGCAUCGAAACCUAGCAAAGGUUAUAUCGUCAUGUUCUGGCACUGAUUAUAAUGGCAAUGAUUUCAAGGCAAUCAUUUACAAAUACAUGGAAGAGGGAAACUUGGAAACUUGGCUCCAUGAUUGUUCAUCAAAAGCAAAUGAGCAAAGUAGUGAGCUUACAUGUUUGGGCUUGGUGGAAAGAGUAAACAUUGGGAUUGAUAUUGCUUGUGCACUCGAGUAUCUUCAUGAUGAGUGCGGAACACCUUUAGUUCAUUGCGAUCUCAAACCGAGCAAUGUUCUUUUGGAUACUGACUUGGUUGCUCAUGUAAGUGACUUUGGAUUAGCAAGGUUUCUUCCGGAGGUUGGGCAUGCGAGUUCCGUUGGAAUUAAAGGCACUUUUGGAUAUGUUGCUCCAGAGUAUGGCAUGGGAAGUGAAUUCUCAACAUUUGGCGAUAUGUAUAGCUUUGGAAUACUCCUAUUGGAAACAUUUACAGGAAAAAGUCCCACCGAUGAAACUUUCAUUAAUGGUUUAAAUCUACAUGAGUAUGUUAAAAGUGCCCUACCGGAUAGAACCAUGGAGAUUGCUGAUCCAAGACUGCUAUACAAUGAGGACACUUCAAGCAGAAGCUCUCAUAUAAGCAAAGAUAGAAUUCUUGAAAUAGUAUGUUCAGUUUUGGGGAUUGGGAUUGCUUGUUCAGUGAAAUCGCCAAGAGAAAGGAUGGAUGCUUGCACCGCAAUGAAAGAAUUACGAUCAAUCAAAGCCAGCCUUUUGCGAACAAUGCAACAUUGAGAGAAAGUUUGUUCACAUUUUCUUCUUGCUUAAUAAGUUCAAAUAGUGUAGCAAUAUGUUUUCUUUAUCAUAAUUUACGUUGUAUUUUUAUUGCUUUAGCAUUCUCAAGUCCGAUGUUUGUGUUUUGUA